UUGUGCCGUGUGUUCGUGCGCCCGUGUGUGUUGGCGACCGUCCGUCCGCGCUUGUGUGCGUGUGCGUUUGCGCUUGUGUGCGUGUGCGUUUGCGCUUGUGUGCGUGUGCGUGCGUGCGCGCGUGUGUGUGCGCUCUUGCCCGUAAGCGUGCGUGCGUGUGUGCGUGUGCUUGUGUGUGUGUGUGUGUGUGCAAAGGAUAACAACACCGACGUCGUACGUACCGUGUUUGUUUGGUCGUCGCCGUUUGUUUGUUUACGAUCGCGUCCGUUAUUCGUGCGUUCGUUGUCCGACGCGACAGUCCGAACAGCCCCGCUCGAUCAGCGGCACUCGCACUCCGGUACUACCGUCCGAACGCUCCGAACAUUUUACCGGCCGGCGGCGGCGGCGGCGGCGGUUCGCGAUACGCGACGAAUAAGAUGCCCUAAGCGGCGUCCACGGCUUGGUGCGGCCCCCUGUACGUGUUCUUCUCGACGAUCGAGACCCAGCCGACGGCAACACCUGUGUCUGCAGAUCCCCGGUCCGGGACGAAAAGCGAUCUCUCGCGCGCACCGACGAACGGUCGAAUUAAUUCCUCUUGGGUCGCGGCGUCCACCCGAUCCUCGCCGCGCUCAUGGCGGCCAUCAACAGUGGCAGCAACAACAGCAACAGCAACAGCACUAGUGCCGGCGGCAGCAACAUGUACCGCGUCGGAGAUUAUGUGUACUUUGAGGCCCAGCAGCAGCAACAGCAGCAGCAACAGUCCAUGCAUCAUCAACAACAGCAGCCUUUCCAAAUACGUAGAAUCGAAGAGCUCAAUAAAACUGCGGGUGGUAACGUUGAAGCCAAAGUCAUGUGUUUCUACAGGAGACGAGAUCUCCCAGCUCAACUUGUCGCACUGGCUGACAAACACCAACAGCAUCAGCAGCAGCAGCAACUAUCAUUGACUUUAUCAUUAUCUCCCGGUGGAAAUAGCACUGUUAAAGGAGCUGGUAAACAGUCGUCCGCCAUCAAAUCAUCCUCAGCCAGUGAUAAAGACGCUAGUACGGAUAAGAAAGAACAAGAUACUAGUGGUGCUCUACCAAUGGUGAAAAAAGAGCAGCAGAACGAUGAACAGUCUGCCAGUAAAACAGAAACAUCUGAAAUUAAUGAAAGUGUAAAAGAGGAAUCGCAACAACAGCAGGAUGUUGAGAUGUCUGAAGACGUGGAAACUAAUUCUUCCGUAUCCGCUGCUGUCAAAAGUGGAGAUGGUGAUGAGAUUGAGACCAAUGACAAAUCUUCAGAUGUUGUUAAAGAUGAAGAUAAGACUACACAGGGCACACAACCACAACAUGACUGGUGGCGUGGUGAACAGCUUAAACAACGUGAAUUGUUCUUAAGUAGGCAAGUGGAAACAUUAGCAGCAACACAUAUACGUGGAAAGUGUACAGUAACAUUGUACAAUGAGACUGAGUCAUUGGAUAGUUAUUUAGAAAGAGAGGACACAUUCUUCUAUUGUCUGGUAUUUGAUCCUGUCCAGAAGACAUUGUUGGCUGAUAAGGGGGAAAUUCGUGUUGGCCAUAAAUAUCAGGCUGAGGUGCCGCCAAAAGCACUAUUUAAUCGUGGUAGUAGCGAUUUAAAUGUAAAAGAUGUAACUACAACAUCGGCAAAAGGAGAUAUAGUAAAAGAAGAAAAUAUUACUGAUGGUGAUGGAGAAGAGCCAAUGGCGACGGAAUGCAGUCAAGACGAUGAGGAUGAGGAUGAUAAAGAUGUCGAUGCAAAAUCCUCUACUGCAAUGACUACAGUGACAACAAUAGGAACAGUAACAGCAAUGGCAAUGGAAAGUGAUUCUGAACUUGAAACUUUGAUAUGGACAUGUAGGCCACAGUGGAAUCGUUUGACUGAUAGACAAAUAGAUCAGUUUUUGGUAGUGUCUCGAUCGCUAGGUACAUUUGCUCGUGCCUUAGAUUGCACCAGCUCAGUGAAACAGCCUUCAUUGCAUAUGUCAGCUGCUGCUGCAUCACGUGACAUUACAUUGUUUCAUGCCAUGGACACAUUGCAUAGGCAUGGUUAUGAUCUGGGUACUGCUACCUGUUCCUUAGUGCCUAGUACGGGUCCUGUAUUGUGCCGUGAUGAAAUGGAAGAAUGGUCAGCUUCUGAAGCGAAUUUGUUCGAGGAAGCGUUGGAGAAGUAUGGAAAAGACUUUGGUGAUAUACGUCAUGAUUUUCUUCCCUGGAAAACACACAAAAACAUAGUGGAGUACUAUUAUAUGUGGAAGACCACAGAUAGGUAUGUGCAACAGAAGCGUGUUAAGGCUGUAGAACAAGAAUCCAAGUUGAAACAAGUGUAUAUACCUUCUUAUAAUGGAACAAGUGGUGGAAAGCAGCAAGCUAUAACAUCAGGUGUAACAAUAAAAUCUUCACAGCAGCAACAACAGCUUGUAAAUGGUAAUUCAGGAGCUAUGGAGCUGUAUUCUCCUAAAAAUGGUAGCGGUGGAUUAGCAGGGGAGGGACCAUUACAACCUGGAUUGUGUGAUCUAUGUGAUGCUGUAUCUUCACAACAAUGGUAUCCAAACACUAUAGGAGCCACAACUGGAACAACCUCAAUAUCUUAUCAUCAACAAAACGGAGGGCUAUCUUCUACAUUAUGUCACGAGUGCUGGACUCAUUGGAAAAAAUAUGGAGGACCUAGAACUGCUACUUCCGAUAAAAAAGUUAUUGCAUCAGCAAGAGGAGGAAGCAUGUCGGGAGACGAAGAUCGACCACAUUCAAAUGCGUCAUCUAGUUCUGUAGCAGCAGCAAUGAACCUGAAUGUAUCAGCUGGUGGCGGAAGAUCUUCAUCACACGGACCCACUAUGUCAACCCCACCCCAUCAUCACCAUCAUCUUAUGCACCUCGGUGGUAGUGGAAGUAGUCAUCAUAGCAAUUAUCAUCAUCAAUUACCACACCAUCACCAUCAACAGCUUCACCAUCAACAACAGCAACAACAACAUCAGCAACAACACCAAUCGUCAGCAUCUUCACCAGGUGGUGGUGGUUUAUUACUACACCAACCACAUAUUAACUCGUCUGGAUCAUCAACGACUGCUCAUAGGUGCACUAUUAUAGGGUGCCAAGCAGCUCUAUUUAAGAGCAAGUCUCAACUGCUACGUCAUUAUAGUACAGCACAUGGCAUUGGAUUAAAUUCCAACAGCAGCAGUAGUCCUAGUGCUAUCAUUUCCUCGAUUGGUGGUAGUGGUAGAUCUUCUGGUAGUGCUGGUCUUGAUGGUGGAGGAAGUGGAAAACUAUCACCACAACCACCACAGCAACAAGCCGUUUCCGGUGCAGGACUUCUCCACCACAAUUCUGGAGGACCUUUAAACUUGAACAGUAGCAAUUCAAUUCAACACUCCAUCAAUAGUGGCUCUGCUAGUCAAGUAAUAAAUCUUAUUGCAUCAUCAUCUUCACCGCAACAGCAGCCCAACAACCUAUCUACAAGUUCUGGAGGCAUAACAACAAAUGCAGUUAUUGGAACAGGAGGAGUAGCUACUGCCACUGGGAGGCCGGUUAUGAAGACAAGAACAGCAUUUUAUUUAAGAUGCACAUCGUUGGCAAAAGCUAGUAGGCGCCGAGCUGCGCAACAAGCAGCUGCUGCACUAUUACAGCAACAACAUCACCAGAAAAAAGCUUCGUCUAGUGGGGCGGUGUUAUCCCCCAUUGCUUCAGCUAUGGUACAACCUGGAUGCUUAGCUCGUCCUAGGAAUGUAGCUCGAAGACCAUUUGUAUGCGUUCCACAAACAGCACAUACUUACAAACACGAAUGCAUGCUAUCAAUGCAACAUGCUCCAGUCCAUGAACUUAGAGCGUACUUGAGGGCUGCUGCAGUCAAAGCACAUGCCCGGCGACCAGGAGUUACUCGAGUAGCUAAUGCAUUAAUAGCUGCAAGGAGAGGUCGUGGUGGAAUGAAUUCAGCAACCGCUGCUGAUAUAGCUGUGCCAGAUUGGUUGUCUCUGCCAUCUCAGCAACACCAGCAUCAGUCUUCACAUCAUCAUGUUUCAUCUUCAUCAAAACAUGGCAAACAUUCUUCAAGAUCAUCAACGGGUGGACGUGUCGCAUUUCCUAAGCCACCUAAGGCACCGGAUGGAAGUUUGCUAUAUGAACGAGUGCCAAAUAAACAGGAAGCUGCUGCGGCUGCAGCAGCUGCUGCUUCUGCAUUGAAUAACCCAUCGGCAGCUGCGGCGGCAGCAGCAGCAGCUGCAGCUGUUGGACUGAACCCGGCUGCAGCAGCUGCAAUACUUGGAGCUUUGGGUCCUCCGGGAUCGGCUAGCAGUGGUAAUUCUGCGGGGGCAUCUGGUUCAUCAAAUGAUCAAUCGGCUUCGGGGUUUGAUGUAGCAGCUGCGGCUGCUGCUCUCUACCAACAGCAGCAACAACAACAGCAACAACAACUACAACAAGGCUCUUCGUCAUCCAGCAAUAAAAGGCGUCUUUAUGAAACAGAUGGUGCAACUAUUCAACAGCAACCACAACCUCAAGCUGGGCCACCGUCAAAACGUAUGCAUCGGCAACAACAUCACUCGCAACAGCAGCAGCAACAACAGCAAUCUACUGGUCACCAUCAUCUUAGUCAACAGCAUCAACAACCUUCAUCAACAUCACAAGGGGGCAGUGGAGCUGGUGGAGGUGCUGUGGAUGGAAUGCUGGCAUCAAUCGUGGCGCAUCAACAACAGCAGCAACAACAGCGAGGUGGUACAUCAAGUGGAGGACCUUUACAAUUGACUGCCACGGGAAGUGGUGGUAAAUCUGGUGGUCACCACCAGUCACAACAGCAUCAGCAGCAUAAUCAUUACAGAACACCAUCAAUGGCUCGAACCGGUAGAAAGCAUGUAAUAUCGUGGACGGAUGCUCCAGACGACCUGUAUUAUAGAUGUACUUCAUUGUCUAGAUCUUUGCGGAAAGCCAGGAUGACGGGUAAGGAACUGAGGCGGUCGGCACGCAAGCCAUGGCAGCCGAUCGCCGCACUUCUUGGUAUAUCAUUCACAAUGCCGUCCUCUGCUGCAUCGUCAUCUGCAACACCAUUAGGAACAGCUGGGCCUACAGGGUCACCGGCUCCACAAACCAGUAGUACAUCCGGAAAUCCAUCAUCAAUAGGAUCAGCUGCACCGUUUGAUAUGUCUACCACUGGUGGUGGCGCCAGCAGUAACAAUAGACAACCGUCCACCAUAUCGAAUCAGUCGGCGACACCGAUAGUAGCGCCAUGUAUUAGUGGUGCGCUUCCAAUGUCGUCACGUUCCAGUGGCAGCGGUAGUAGUCAUCACUAAGUACCAUGAUUUUGUAUGGACUUAGGCACUGUUGGUGGCUAAAACCCACCAACCGUUUGGACGAUAAUUUAGAAUUUCAAUUUUUUUUUCAUCAUCGUACUAUUUUAUUUUUAUACAUUAACAAUAAUCAUAUUAAUUUUAAUCCGAAUCCUUUCUAUAGGUUAAACCUAAAUAUGCUAAAAUUAUUUUUAUUAUUAUUAUUUUAUUUUUUUUUUACUAUUUUACUAUUACACACACUAUAAUUAUUGAACUUUAUUAUUAUUGAUUACAUAAUACUUGUAACAUUUUUAAUUAAUUAGGUGAUUUUUAUUUUUAUUUUUUCGGCUACACUGAGUAUUUUAUUAUAAUUAAAAUACAUAAUAUGAUUAUUACUUCGAUAUUGACUAUAUAUUGUAAUAAUAAUAAUGAAAAAUAUUAUAGUUUUUAAGGUCAUAUUUUUACAAACGACAUUAGCAAUUUAGCAGCCAUAGUUUUUAGCUUAAUUAGUAUAAUAGUUGCGGUUUAAAUGAAAACAACUGCUGUAUAAUUGAUUGUUUUUUUUUAUUGUAACAAAUAAUUUUCUUAUGACUACACGCACAUGCGACUUUUCUUUUUGUUUUAUGUCUAUUUACAAAAUAAUAAAACAAUAAGACGCGACAUUUGAAUAAACGAUUAUAUAUAUAUAUA
Aphis gossypii (cotton aphid) is the source of this 5917-nucleotide messenger RNA. RefSeq names its product AT-rich interactive domain-containing protein 1B-like. The coding region runs from base 611 to 5251 and encodes 1546 amino acids. The transcript is spliced from 13 exons. The record is from RefSeq and is a predicted model, not a curated record. Gene Ontology annotation, biological process: negative regulation of transcription by RNA polymerase II. Gene Ontology annotation, cellular component: NuRD complex; nucleoplasm. Gene Ontology annotation, molecular function: transcription coactivator activity; chromatin binding; transcription corepressor activity. Lineage: Eukaryota; Metazoa; Arthropoda; Insecta; Hemiptera; Aphididae.